Yamadazyma jaroonii is the source of this 507-nucleotide messenger RNA. The record is from the annotation of a GenBank genome assembly. Lineage: Eukaryota; Fungi; Ascomycota; Pichiomycetes; Serinales; Debaryomycetaceae.
AUGAGUGGUAAACUUACUCAAUCUUCAGAGAUAUACCUUAUAGAUAGUGAUAAGAAAUAUUCACCUAUCCAGCCAUCUCCAUUAGAUAAUCUUCUAAAACAAUUUGGAUUGGAGAAAACUGCCGAAUCAUUAACCAGAACAAAUAGAGAUGGAUCUAAAGGAGUUAAGUUAAGAAAAUCAUACAAAAAUCAUAUAAGUGAUUUACCGGGUAAACACAAUAUACCUGGACCUAAACCUAUACCGAAUGGAAUGCUCGAUCCAAUGAUUAGUCAAGCACCUCAUGUGAUCAAACCACUUGAUGGUCAAAUGUUACUGAAAGCCUUGAUGUUCGAAAAACUGCCUCAUGGAGGAAUUCCUGGAAUUGAUAAAUCUGAAAUAGCCAUUGGAGGACCUGGUGAUGGAUCUUUUAGACGUGAUGAUAUUGAUAAUGAUGAUGAUGAUGGCAGGAAAAACAAGAGAAAGAAGAAAGCUCAACUAAAUGGAGAUCUGAAAAGGCAACAUAUUUGA